This is a messenger RNA of Amphimedon queenslandica, 422 nucleotides long. RefSeq lists its product as uncharacterized. The transcript has 3 exons. NCBI's taxonomy places the organism in Eukaryota, Metazoa, Porifera, Demospongiae, Haplosclerida, Niphatidae. The record is from RefSeq and is a predicted model, not a curated record. The coding region runs from base 14 to 376 and encodes 120 amino acids.
UAUAGCAACAAUCAUGGUUGAAAAUGGCCGAGAAACUCUGGCAGGAGAGACUUUGGAAGAGAUAUGUCCUUACGAUGAUAGGCCAGUGUCCCCGGGAGGGGAUAGUAUGACGAGUAGUUUAGAGUGUGAUCUCAUGAUAGAGUCGCUCCAAAGAGAGUUGGACAUGGUUCGGUUGGAGCUUGAAGCCAUAGUCCUGCAACAGAUACCAAGAGCAGCUAUAAAUACUGGAGCAGGAGGAGGAGGAGAAGGAGAGGAAAGACCUAUUGGCCGUAAUGCCACUGAUGAUGUCAAAGUGGCCCUGAUCAACCGUGGAGCAGGGAUAGUAAGAGCAUGCAAAGGGAUAUAUCAUAAUGCUUUGCUUAUACUGUAUAGCUAGAAAAUUUGAAGUGUCAAAAUUUGGCAAAGAAGUUUGAAGUUGAAAA